GGGUGUUGCGUACCCAGUUCAAGGUUGGUCUGUGCUUCUUGUCACAAGUCGUGAAGGAUGUUAAUUCGUCAACGAUCUCUAUUUUUAAUCGAUAUUAAUGAUUAACGGGCGGAAUUUAAUAGGAAGUAAAUCACUCCGCGUUCGACAUAUUCUGCUGGAUCAGAUAUUUCGAUGCCACGCGCUUUUCAGUGUCGCUUCUGUUUGACAGUGACAGCGGUGUGAUGUCACAGUGCGGAACUUGAAUUCAGAUUGUUAAACCGUGAAGAAAAUGAUGCAAGUGCCAAGGGCCGACCAAACCUCUGAGAGGAGGUUCGAGAUUCAAUGCAAGCUCGAGGCGGAGAUAGCUUCGUUAGAGACGUUGAAGGAAGCUGAGGAGCGCAGCAGGAGGCUCACCGGGAACGUAGUCGGGAUUCUUUCGUCAUUGGAGCAACGCCUGGCCACUCUACGUCGAACGAUACUGCCGGUGUAUAAUGAAACGGGGAACCUGCAGGCUCGGCAGCAAAACAUCGAGAUGACUCUAAACGCGUUGGACCACGCGAUCGGUUAUUAUGGAGUCUGCCAGGAGGUCGAAGCGACCGUCAGGGCUGGGCCCGGAGGUGCGGGAGGCCUGGACAACUUUCUAGAAGCCAUGAAUCGACUUCACAACGCUCAACGCUAUUUCCAGAAGAAUAAUCCAAGCUCGGUGGAGUUGGAGAAUGUCGCUAGCCUGUUCUCAGUAGGUCUUGAUGCUCUUUACGUGGAAUUUCACGACGUGCUCACCAGACAGAGCAAACCGAUACUUCCAAUCGUUCUGCUGGAUCUGAUCGGCUCCGACGAGGAUACCAGUGGCGAGGACGCACCCCAGUCUCUUUGCCAGUUACCCGAGAGCAUGCUUGGAAGCUUGUCGAGGAUCGCCGCUUGGUUGGAUGAAAGGGGGCACAGGAAUCACGCCAAGAUCUAUUCCUCGGUCAGGUCCGGCAUCGUCCUGAGGUCUCUGCAGCUGCUCAAGGAACACCAGAGGAGCGCCAGCGGCGGAAGCACACACGCCGGGAGCCCCUUGCCCAAGACGAAGCUCGGACACAGACAUUCUCUGGGUUUGGCAACGGGCCUAGAGAUGUCCGGCAAGAAGGCCUCAAAAAGACUGCAGCAUGCGUUGGAAAAGAAGGCCAGUCGGAUGCUGUUGAAAGCUUCUCAAACCACGGGGCUCGGUCUCUCGUUGACCGGAUCCAGAAAACCGACGCCCCAUCAACUCUCCAGCUAUUCCGUGGAAGAUACGGCACCUGACGAGCAGGAGAUGGAGAAUUAUCUGUUGCUGACGGUCGGCCUGCACAAGCUAAUGCAGACUGAGAGGUCCUUGGUGGCUAAGAUCCUACCGAACGGUCUCCAGGCUCAAGUUCUCGAGGCAACAGUCAGGGAAGCAAUGGAUCUGGUGGCCCACGACGGCGAGAGCAUCGCUACAAGAGCCAAGAGGUGCAUCGUACGGAGAGAUUACUCGGCAGUGCUUGUCAUCUUCCCAAUAUUGAAGCAUCUCGGGGAAUUGAAGCCGGAUCUGGAGAGGACCGUCGAAGGAUGCGACUACGCGCUCAGAUCGAAGUUCACCUCGGUGCUCAACACUCUGAAUAUCACCGGAGCCAAGGCGCUGGAGGAUUUUGCCGAGAGCGUGCGCAACGAGUCAAAUUCGAUAUUACCGAAGGAUGGAACCGUGGCGGAGAGCACCAGCAACGUUCUAGUAUUCUUGGAGCAGUUGGCCGAGUACGCGGACACCGCGGGCUCCGUGUUGAAGCGUAGCAGCGCCGAUAUGGAGGGUACAGCGGCGGCGGCGCCUGUGAAACAAACGGAGAACGCUUGCAAGAUUGUCGUCGGCACUUACAUCAAGAAGGUACUGGCGCAGUUAAACUUAUUGCUGGUCAGCAAGAGCGACGCUUCCUACUCGGAUGUCUCGCUGCGGGCUCUCUUCAGGUUGAACAACCAUAAUCACGUGGUGAACGCCCUGCGUCGCAGUUCAUUGAUGGAGUUACUCUUGUCAGCCGAACCCACGGCUGAGCAGACAUACCGGGACCUUUUACAGAAAGAUAAGAACAAUUACGUGAACGCUGCGUUCGCCAAAGCCAGAGUCUAUUUGGAACAACCGUUCGACGAGCCGGAUCCAGUCCCGAAGAUGCUCAAGGAGAAGUUCUUAGGGUUCACCAGGGAAUUCGAGGAAAUUGCCAAAUGGCAGCGUUCGUACUCUGUCCCGGACUCGCGUCUACGCGAAGAACUGCGACGGGAACUCCAACGAUCCAUCGUGCCCCUCUACACGAGCUUCUACAACAAAUAUCGUGGCACCUCUUUCUCGAAGAACCCCAACAAGUACAUAAAAUACGCUCCCGAACAGAUAUCAGCUUUGAUAGAAACGUUCUUCGACACCACGGCUUGAAACGAAUGUCAGUAGAAAUAAGAAAUUGGUAGGCUCCCUCGUAUCGUUCGUUCGAAUAAGGAAUCUAAGGAAUUUAAUAAACACCCAUUUAAUAAAGCAAUAUUUAGUUACA
This is a messenger RNA of Ceratina calcarata, 2507 nucleotides long. RefSeq names its product exocyst complex component 7 (gene Exo70). Gene Ontology annotation, biological process: exocytosis. Gene Ontology annotation, cellular component: exocyst. Gene Ontology annotation, molecular function: phosphatidylinositol-4,5-bisphosphate binding. Bases 269 to 2395 code for a protein of 708 amino acids. The record is from RefSeq and is a predicted model, not a curated record. Lineage: Eukaryota; Metazoa; Arthropoda; Insecta; Hymenoptera; Apidae. The transcript has 7 exons.